Molecule: messenger RNA, 1710 nt
Organism: Ochotona princeps (American pika)
Lineage: Eukaryota; Metazoa; Chordata; Mammalia; Lagomorpha; Ochotonidae
Gene: MAP2K2
Product: mitogen-activated protein kinase kinase 2
Exons: 11
Coding region: 376-1578 (400 amino acids)
Biological process (GO): protein phosphorylation
Molecular function (GO): ATP binding; protein kinase activity
Source: RefSeq, a predicted model, not a curated record
GGCGUGCUUCUCUGGGAGGGGUAAACACGCGCAGGCGCACACGCGCGGCAGGCCGAGACGAGCUACUGCGCAUGCCCGGGGCCCCGCCUCCACCGCUUCGCUCCGGAUCGGGGCAGGCGACUCGAACGUCUCGCGAGAGACCGGCGCGCGUUCUCGAAGCAGAACCUUGUCUGGUCUCGGCCUCCGGGGCUCCGGCUGCAGCGUCCGUCUUGUUCGGGCGCCUCCGGCUCCCCGGUCCGCAGUCCCGGCAGCGGCCUGCAGCGCCGCCUGCCCCCUUCUCCUUCCCGGGGCUGGCCCACAGGCCGCGGCUGCAGCCCCGGGAUUGCGUCGGCGGCCCGCCCCCCCUCUAUGGGCCCCGGCUGAGGCGGAGCCCCGAUGCUGGCCCGGAGGAAGCCGGUCCUGCCGGCGCUCACCAUCAAUCCCACCAUCGCUGAGGGUCCGUCCCCGACCAGCGACGGAGCGUCCGAAGCGAGCCUGGUGGACCUGCACAAGAAGCUUGAGGAGCUUGAGUUGGACGAGCAGCAGAGGCGGCGCCUGGAGGCCUUCCUCACCCAGAAGGCCAAGGUCGGCGAGCUCAAGGACGAUGACUUCGAAAGGAUCUCAGAGCUGGGGGCCGGCAAUGGCGGGGUGGUCACCAAGGUGCGGCACCGGCCCUCGGGGCUUAUCAUGGCCAGGAAGCUGAUCCACCUAGAGAUCAAGCCAGCCACCCGGAACCAGAUCAUCCGUGAGCUGCAGGUGCUGCACGAGUGCAACUCGCCCUACAUCGUGGGCUUCUACGGGGCCUUCUACAGCGACGGCGAGAUCAGUAUAUGCAUGGAGCACAUGGAUGGCGGCUCCCUGGACCAGGUGCUGAAGGAGGCCCAGAGGAUUCCGGAAGAGAUCCUGGGCAAAGUCAGCAUUGCGGUCCUCCGGGGUCUGGCGUAUCUCCGAGAGAAACACCAAAUCAUGCAUCGAGACGUAAAGCCCUCCAACAUUCUGGUCAACUCCCGGGGCGAGAUCAAGCUGUGCGACUUCGGCGUCAGCGGGCAGCUCAUCGACUCCAUGGCCAACUCCUUCGUGGGCACGCGCUCCUACAUGUCUCCGGAGCGGCUGCAGGGCACCCACUACUCGGUGCAGUCGGAUAUCUGGAGCAUGGGCCUGUCCCUGGUGGAGCUGGCCAUCGGCAGGUACCCCGUCCCCCCGCCGGACGCCAAGGAGCUCGAGGCCACGUUCGGCCAGCCCGUGCUGGACGCGGCGGACGCAGAGCCUCACAGCACCUCACCGCGCCCACGGCCCCCGGGACGCCCCGUCAGCGGUCACGGGGUGGACAGCCGGCCAGCCAUGGCCAUCUUCGAACUACUGGACUACAUUGUGAAUGAGCCACCUCCCAAACUGCCCAGCAGUGUGUUCACCGCCGACUUCCAGGAGUUUGUAAAUAAAUGCCUCAUCAAGAACCCGGCAGAACGAGCAGACCUCAAGAUGCUCAUGAACCACGCCUUCAUCAAGCGGUCCGAGGUAGAGGAAGUGGACUUUGCUGGCUGGCUUUGCGAGACCCUGCGGCUGAAGCAGCCCAGUACGCCCACGCACUUGGCCGUGUGACCGCUCCCUGGACCUUGGUUUCCUCUGCGCCCAGGCCCUGCAGCAGGCCCUGGGGAGGGGGACGCUGCUCGCUGUCUCUGGGACCUGCCUCCUUGGGGUUCGCCAACAACGGAACCUGCAACCAAACGCAAA